GUUUCCCCCCGUUCCCCAGCCCCUCUGCUCAGCCCCUGCUGGGGGAGGAGGAGCCCCCCCCGCCCUAUUCCCCCCAGGGCAGCCCGGGCAGUGCCAGCGGGCCUGUGAUCAGCUGCAGGGUGUGCCAGGGGGCCAUCAGCGUGGAAGGGAAGGCCCACCAGCACGUCAUCAAGUGUGGCAUCUGCAACGAGGCCACGCCUAUAAGGAACGCCCCCGUGGGGAAGAAGUACGUCCGCUGUCCCUGCAACUGCCUGCUCAUCUGCAAGGUUUCCUCCCAGAGGAUCGCUUGUCCACGCUCCUACUGUAAGCGGGUCAUCAACCUUGGCCCAGUGCAUGCUGGGAGAGAGAGUCCUGAGCCACAGCAGCCUGCAGGAGUUAGAGUGAGCUGUGGACACUGCAGCAACACCUUCCUGUGGACGGAGUUCACGGACAGGACAUUGGCUAGGUGUCCACACUGUCGUAAGGUCUCUUCGAUUGGUCCUCAGUACCCCAGGAGGCGGGGCCUGUGGUGUUUCCUUCUGUUUCUGGUUCUAGCUGCCUCCUCAGCAGGACUGAUGGUGGGAACAUGGCGCUCGGCUCAGCAUAACAAAGGGAUCUAUGUCUCCUGGGCCUUCAUGGUUCUGUUGGCUGUUUUCUGUCUGGCUAGAACCUUCUACUGGGCCUGUCUCCGGAUCAGCCACCCCCUCCAGAACUCCCCGUAGCAGGACAAUGCUUCAGUCUCUAUUAUAUAUAUAGGAAUUAUAUGUAUGAAUAUUCUGUUAGAUUAACUGGGUUGGUCAAAAAACACACACAAAACUGGGAAAUUGUUUUUAGGGUUUACUUUCAUUUGGAUACAUUUUUUAACAAAGUAAUUUUCAUUACUCUAGUAGAGUGUGAUAACGACUAAAUAACUGAUCCGUGAUACGUUGCUGUACAGCUGUAAAUCUCUAAAUGUACUCCGCUACUGGCGGUAUUCCUGAUUCUGAUCAUGAAUCAUGCUAGACACAGUGUUUCUGAUAGCUGAUUUAGCUGAAUCAUGCUAGACACAGUGUUUCUGAUAGCUGAUUUAGCUGAAUCAUGAUAGACACAGUGUUUCUGAUAGCUGAUUUAGCUGAAUCAUGCUAGACACAGUGGUUUGUAACCCUGGUAAUGUUUUCUAGACGUUUUCCCUGCUCCCAACACACCUGACUCGGGUCGUUAUCAAGCAGAAGCCUGGUGACGAGCGUUUCGUCUGAACCAGGUGUGUUGGAGCAGGGAAACAUCUAGAACGUGCAGGACAGGGGCGCUGGAGGACCAGGGCUGAAGACUGCUGCUCUAGAAAGGGUUGGAGCCAAACCCUCCAGGAGGGUAUUUGGGUGGCCAAGGGCAGGGGCGUGGCCAAGGGCAGGGGCGUGGCCAAGGGAAGGGGCUUGGCCAAGGGAAGGGGCGUGGCCCAGGAGAGGCGCUUAGGAGCCCUCAUUUACAUGCCCCACAUUUGUUUGCUUUAAAAAAUAAAAAAUUAUUGUUGAUAUAUAAAUAUAUAUACUGUACAUAUACUUUUUUCUUUUUUUCCUCAUUUCCGGGAGGAACCCCUUCAUUUUAAAAUGGGACCCCAAAAUAUAACAUUCUGUAUUUGGAGAUCCCUGUUAGAUGCCAGAACAACACUGCUGUUCUUCUAAUGUCAAAUAUUACAACUGUUGUUGUCGUGAGUCUUUUGUAAAUUGUGAAACUAAAACACCUUUAACGUG
Messenger RNA from Hypomesus transpacificus, 1706 nucleotides. RefSeq names its product type I phosphatidylinositol 4,5-bisphosphate 4-phosphatase-A-like. Gene Ontology annotation, cellular component: plasma membrane; lysosomal membrane; phagocytic vesicle membrane. The transcript is spliced from 6 exons. Gene Ontology annotation, biological process: phosphatidylinositol dephosphorylation. Lineage: Eukaryota; Metazoa; Chordata; Actinopteri; Osmeriformes; Osmeridae. The annotation marks the transcript as partial. The record is from RefSeq and is a predicted model, not a curated record. Gene Ontology annotation, molecular function: phosphatidylinositol-4,5-bisphosphate 4-phosphatase activity.